Messenger RNA from Thamnophis elegans (Western terrestrial garter snake), 1684 nucleotides. Its product is annotated as sterol O-acyltransferase 2-like. The record is from RefSeq and is a predicted model, not a curated record. Lineage: Eukaryota; Metazoa; Chordata; Lepidosauria; Squamata; Natricidae. Gene Ontology annotation, biological process: cholesterol efflux; cholesterol metabolic process. Gene Ontology annotation, molecular function: cholesterol binding; fatty-acyl-CoA binding; cholesterol O-acyltransferase activity. Gene Ontology annotation, cellular component: endoplasmic reticulum membrane.
CUCCUGCAUUAUUUGGUGGAGGAGAUAGGAGAUGGUGGCAGUCCUGGACAGCCUUGUCUGAACUGGGAAGCUAAGCUGAAUCUGACCAGAACCAUCAUGGACCCAAUGGAAAUGAGCACUGGAGGCCUGAGACAAAGAAGGUCUCAGGAGCAGACCAGGGGGGAAGAGGAAGCACAAUUACUCAGUGGUAAUGAAGGCGAAGGUACUAGAACAGGUACACAGUCAGCUGAGUGAUCUAUUAGACAAGGCCUUGGAAGAAGCAGCUCAUUCCAGACCCCAGCAAUUGAGCGUCAUCCCAGCAAAGAAGCAAACCAGAGAGAAGGGAAAGCUACUGAAGAAGAAAGUCUUUGUCCCUCAACGGUCCUUCUUUGACACGUUGCUGGAGGUGGAACAUUUCCGCACAAUCCAUCACAUAUUUGUGGCCGUGCUCUGUAUCUUUGUCCUCAAACAAAUCAUUGUGGAUUCCAUCGAUGAAGGACGUCUUGUUUUGGAUUUCGAGCUCUUUAUCAUUGGCUUUCGACAGCUGCCCACAGCACUCUUGGCCUGGCUCUGCAUGUUCCUCUACACCUUAUUUGUGCCCUUUCAGGCUCUGCAAAUGUGGUCAGGCUGCUUGAAGACGACCAGGUUCCCCAACCUCUUGACGGUCACCUUGGUGUUCCUGAUGCUUCUCUGCCAUGCUGCAGUGCUGGGAUUCUUCCCCGUCUAUAUUGCUGUCUACUGUAAUUUGGGAAUUGCCUCCCGUAAAAUUGUCCUCUUGGAGCAGAUCCGGUUCCUGAUGAAAAGCUACUCAUUUCUGCGAGAAUCGAUGCCUCCUCUUCUCCAUGCCAGGAACCAAGUUGGGAAGAUAAGCUGUCCUGAAUUCUCAACCUACUUAUAUUUUCUCUUCUGCCCAACUUUGAUCUACAGAAUGAGCUAUCCAAGAGAUCCAUACAUCCGCUGGAGUUACGUCAUCCGAAAACUGGUCGAGUUCUUGGCUGGUAUAUAUUUUGUGAAUUUCAACAUGCAUAAGCAGCCUUUCACCAUCAAAACCCUGCUGCUCUCCAUCUUUGAUUCAGUUAUACCCGGGAUAUCAUUACUAUUCGUGGUCUUCUAUUUCUUCCAGGACUGGCAAAACAUAUUUGCUGAGAUCCUGCGCUUUGCGGACCGUUCUUUCUACAAGGACUGGUGGAAUUCCACAUCAUUCUCGGCAUUUUUUCGGUCAUGGAAUGGGAUUGUACACGAUUGGCUGUACUGCUAUAUUUAUCAAGAUUUUCUGUGGCUGAUAGGAGGGAGAGCCCGAGCUGGAGCUAUGUUCAUGGUCUUCCUUUUGUCAGCGGUUAUCCAUGAAUACCUCUUCACCUUGGCUUUUGGCUUCUUCUUUCCCAUCUUCUUUGUGCUUUUUGCCAUGACUGGAGCGUUCUUUAAUUUUGUUCUCAAUGAUAAGAGAAAAGGCCCUUUCUGGAACAUCAUAUGGAUAUGCCUCUGUUUGGGCAUAGCAAUCUUUUCCUCCUUAUACUGCCAAGAGUGGUUUGCACAGGCCCACUGUCCACUCAAGGAGAAGACCUUCUGGGGGCAAGUGACUCCACGUUCCUGGUAUUGCCACGCAUAAGCAACUAUUUCCAGCCUACUCUAACCUUCUACUUUGCUUCAAAAAUGAUGUCUCACAAGGGUAGCACAUUACCUGCUGCUGCAGCAACAAGGACUC